This is a messenger RNA of Dujonia railenensis, 2337 nucleotides long. The record is from the annotation of a GenBank genome assembly. NCBI's taxonomy places the organism in Eukaryota, Fungi, Ascomycota, Pichiomycetes, Serinales, Debaryomycetaceae.
AUGUCAUCUAACCAUCCUGUGUUCAAUAUCUCGAAGUCUACUCCUACGACUUCGACUUCAAACGAGAACACAGUAUCAGGGAACAAUACUCCUGGACCCUCAGAUGUCAACGGGGGCUCACCAUUGAUCAAAAACAUUCUAACUAGAGGUGCUCCAAGUGCAAAAGGAAGCAAUUCUGUCGAGACAUCAUCGAGCAACACUCCAAUCUUUGCACCGACUAACCCGGUAGCAAUCUCCAGUGUCUCUCCUACAUUUGUGACUUCUGAAUUCGAUUCGGGGAAAGUUGAGGGCAAGCCAGACUUAAUUGGACUCUUUGAUAAGUUUGAUAUAAAUAAAUCGGAAACCAAGUUGGACGAUGUCCAGAGCGUAGAAAACGCAUUGGGAUCAGAUGACGAAGAAGUUAAAAACGAAAAGGGUGGAAACGGAAAUCAUGGAGAUGGCACCGGCACAGAGGCUGGCUCAAGUGAAAAGGCUGCCGAAAACGAUCAUGACAAGGAGAAGUAUGACGAGGAUGUGGAGGAUUUGGAGCAUCAGCGUAGAAUAGAUGCAGCCCUCGGGAAUUUGGAGAUGGAAGAUGUUCGAGAUAUUGUACAAGAAGCGGAGAGUCUAGAGGAACAAGACAAUAAGCUGGAACACCAAGAGAUAGACCAGCAGCGUACUCCUGAGCAACAACCUGAUGCAGAGCAACCGUCUGAGAUAGAGCAGGAACAGGAAUCAGAGGAGACAGACUCAAAGAAAGACCAAAGUGAUCGACUGGGAGCUACAGAUCUCGAAACCCCUUCAAAUGAGGAAGAAUUUACUUCUUUAAAUGACGAAGGAGCUAAGGAAAUACCUAGUAAUGAUCCAACUGACAGUGCAUCCACUUCUAGAGAACCCCUUUCUCUGAGCCAUAAUGGACCUGAGAAAAGGGAACGUGCAGGCGUGGCCAGUCUUCCAGUAGCAUCCACCGCUUCUACUUCGAAUCAAGGGAGACCAGUUCCUAAAAGGGCACUUUCCAAAAUUGACCCUGUGGAGCAAUAUCAGCAAUCUCACAAGCCAUUUGAUUUCCAGAAUUUUCUCGUUCAAUUGAAGAAAAAGAGUGCCGAACCAAUCGUAAGAUACAUACGAUCUCUCUUGGUUUCAUUCUCUCGUCAAGCGCAUACCUUUACAUAUAAGCAGAAGAUCAAGAUUAUCACUGACUUCAAAAUAUUCAUAAGUGAGAAGUACCUUCUUUACGAGCCAUUUGCAUCAAUGGAUGACAUAGAUUUGGAAAAUUCAAGAGAAGGUUUAGAAAAGCUAGUAAUGAAUAGGUUGUACGAAUUUUGUUUCCCACCUGCCAUCGCUAAACUAGCUUUAAGUAAUGGUCAAAAGGUUUCCAGAGAUUUGGUUAAAGACGAUUUAAUACAGGAUGAUGCUUUCAAUCAGUCAGUGGAAAAAUUCAGCUGGGUCAAUGGGAUUCAUCUCGAUGUAGAUUUGGAUGACUUGCAUUUACAAAAAGGUACCAAUGGUUUGAAUUUCAUUGAAUAUGCUGUCGUGGAAUUGAACAAGAUAAACAAUUAUAGGGCUCCCAGAGACAAGAUUAUAUGUGUACUCAACCUGUGCAAGAUAAUUUUUGGAUGGUUGAAAGUAAGCAAACAAGAGACAAAUGCCGACUCUUUUGUACCAAUUUUGAUCCUAGUAAUAAUAAAGGCCAAAACGGCUAACCUUGUGAGCAAUAUGCACUAUAUUGAAAAUUAUAGAGGCGAAGAAUGGCUUUCUCAUGGAGAAACUAGUUAUUAUUUAUCUUCUCUACAAGGUGCAAUUGGUUUCAUUCAAAACUUGAGCUUUGAUGACUUGACAAUUAGUGAAGAUGAAUACAAUGCACAUAUAGAAGCUUGGGAAGCUCUGCAGAAGCAAAUAGCAAGAGAACGGGAAAGAGAAGUAAAAUCACAUCAAGACUUGAUUGAUCUUUCAGAAUCUUCGUCUGCCUCUGAGUCUACGAGACCAGUUUCCAUACAUCAACCCCAACCCUUACAUGCAAGUGAGGAAGGCCCCACGAGUUUGUCGCCUUCAAAUGUUUUGUUGAAUAGUGCUGGAAUUGUAAGUAAGUCAAUUGCAAACUUUUUAUCGCCUUCUCCACAGCCUGAGGCCCAAUCGGUCUCUCAUACACCAGCAAAUAACAACCCCACAGUACAUACCUCGAUUCAAAAUUCCCCAGGUGUCAUACAGGACACUCCAACUACAAGAGAGGCUUUUGACACUCUUUUACAAAUGUUUCCAAAUAUUGACAAGGCAAUUCUACAAGAUUUGGUUUAUAUCAAGCACGGGAAUAUAGAUGAAUGUGUUGAUACUUGCUUAGAGUUGGUUGCUGAAACAUGA